AAAGCAAAUAACAGAAGAAAAAACAAAGAUCAAAAUAAAAAAUCGCUCAGAUUCGAUACGAUCUCCUUGGCUUUAAACAAUUUGCGUGUGCGGUGUUUUUGUUGCGUGAAAGUCGCUCAAGCAUUCAGUUAGUUAAUUUUACAGCAAAGAGUUCAAUGCAAUAAUUAAGGAUACACUCGAAAAAUAAUAAAAAUAACAGCAGCAAAUUACCACUGUGAAACCACUUACACUUAUACACAUACAUAUAUCCAAUCGGACAUCGGUCAGCGGACCAGUUGCAACCAAAAUCGUAUUAUCAUGCUGUUUCUCACAAAGAGUUCAAGUGCGCGUCGCUCGCUGUUGGCCUUGUUGUUGGCCCUGUGUUUCUUGAGCUGCGCACUGGGCGCCAAGAUAAUCAAAAAAGCCGAAAAGCCGCCGGCUAAUGCCAAUAGCCAUAAUGAAGACAAAGCUGAGAUGGCAGCAGUAGAAGCAGCAGCAGCAGCACCAGCUGAGAAUAACAGUAAUAAAGCUGAUAAGGCGGAAGAGGAUGAAGAUGCUGAAACUGAUGCUGAAACAGAUGCCGAUGAAGAUGAGGAUGAGGACGAUGAGACGGAGGAGCAGGAGGAGCAGGAGGAGGAGGAGGAGAAGGAGGAGGUGGCAGCAUCAGCAGCUGAUAAAGAUGCUGCAGUAGCUGCAACUACAACUGAAGUAAAACCAACUGUGGAUGCCACAGAUCUAAGUGUUUGGGGCAUGGUGCGUUCACUUUGGAGCUGGCUGCGCUCAGAUCUCAGUGAAAGUCUCUUCGGCGAUGACGAUGACGACGAAAAGCCGGCCAAAGUGGAGGGUCGCACAUUUGGCAAGAUUCGACGCCUGCAAAUGGCGCUGGUGCCCAUAAUCUUCAAGUUUGGCGUGCUCUCAGCCAUGGUUGCCUUCCUGGUGGCCAUUGGCAUGAAAUCGCUGUUCCUGCUCAAGGUGCUGGUCGUCAUGAAUGCCCUCGCUAUUCUCGGCAAAUUCUUGACGCUGAAGACGAGCCUAUUCGGGCAAUAUGAGCAUACGGCGCCGAGUUUCAGUUAUCCCGGCUGGAAUCCGCACUCGAAGGAGUCGUGGGGUGCCACAGGGCUGAGCAAUUCGGGCGGACCUGGACCCCAUCCACCUACCAAGGAGAUUCAUUUGCACAUCCAUGGCAAUGCUCAGACCCAGGCACAGCUGGCGGGUCAGAGCUACAACUAUGAGUCGCAGGGUGGUUGGGCCAGUCGCUCGGAUCCCUAUGGUGCCUAUAGUCAGCAAUCAGAACAAUACACCGCCGAGUUGCCCAACAUUACGGAUCCCAUGUCGUUGCUGCCCACAAAGUAUCCGGCACGGACUUUAAUACUCUGAGCGGAUUUGUUCUUCUUUUGGCUAACCACCACCGAGCACGAUUUUAGUCAGCGACUUUUCGGGGGAGCAGCUUUAUGGAACUAGUUGAAAUAGUUUAGUUAAUUUAAAUUAUUGGUAGCCAGUAACUAAUUUAUUAUGAAAUUAAAAUUAAUAACAAACUAGAAGAAGCAACUCGAUUCAACUAAAAUGGAAUUAGUUGUAAUAGUUUAGUUAAUUAAUUUAUUGAUA
This is a messenger RNA of Drosophila grimshawi, 1584 nucleotides long. RefSeq lists its product as uncharacterized. The coding region runs from base 298 to 1356 and encodes 352 amino acids. The record is from RefSeq and is a predicted model, not a curated record. The transcript is spliced from 3 exons. Lineage: Eukaryota; Metazoa; Arthropoda; Insecta; Diptera; Drosophilidae.